Messenger RNA from Guyanagaster necrorhizus, 755 nucleotides. RefSeq lists its product as uncharacterized. The record is from RefSeq and is a predicted model, not a curated record. The transcript has 3 exons. The coding region runs from base 284 to 526 and encodes 80 amino acids. NCBI's taxonomy places the organism in Eukaryota, Fungi, Basidiomycota, Agaricomycetes, Agaricales, Physalacriaceae.
UCUACAAGGACCACAUUACCCUCUCUGACUACGAAAUUCACGACGGAAUGAGCUUGGAGAUGUACUGAACGUCGAUAAGAUUGCUGAAUGUGUAUUAUGGCGUGUACAUGUAUUAUAAACAUUUCUUCGGAACUGAUUGGAAACAUACAGCCAUGCUGUCAUCGCUGAAUGCCGUUCAAUUCUUCACUCCCACUUCGCUCGGGCAUUCUAAUUUCUGAGUCACCGAGCUCUAUUCCUAUCUCAUCGCGAUGUCUACAUUGAGUUCUCGAGGGAAGAGAAUGCAAUGCAUGCAGGCAUCCACAUGCGUUUGCGGCGUUGUGAGCAAUGGAACUCGCCUUUUCAGGUAGUCGUGCCUUUGGCCGACAUCAUUGCGUCAAGCUCUACUUCAAGAUACAUUGUUAACUCUGGUUCUGUUCUUGACUUGAUCCUCUUUACCCCAGAUACUGUCUACAAGUCUCGUUCUCAGCAACGCUUGGCUAUUCAUCUUGCUGCGAUCUCAAGUCUCCUCACGUCUAUGUACUUAUGAAUACGUUCUUAUCCGUACUGUGGCCGGCCAGGUGGUGGGGUAAUGAUUUCGUCUGUCAACGUUCGUCCAACUGAUUGAGCUAUCAUCGGUCCAGUAUACACCUUGCCUUAGUUGUCUUGCGGUGUUCAACCACCCGUCUGGGAAUGUUUUGGAUACUACCCGAAAUGUGACAGUCCCUUCACCUUUCGGAAGUAACUCUUCCAUAAGUCAAUGAUGCCUUGGUCCUUGC